AUGUGUAGGUCUUCGGAUUGUUAUCACGACUUUCGCUCCAGCGAUCAAAGUCUUUUGAAGAUCAAAGCUUUCUUUAUUCGUUUCUCGGGUUUGGGUUCUUGUGCGGAACUGUUAUCCGAUUCGCUCACCCUACUCUACUCACCAAGAAUCAACGAAACGGCACUCGAAGUUUCCGGGUCCAAUAUCCGGCCCGAUUCCUUCGCGUUCUUGACUCUCCAUCGGAUGGUUAAAGUGGAGACGAAAGUUGGAGAGGCGAUAUAUGGGAGCAGAGAGCGGGUUCGCGCCGGGGAUGGGGUCCGGUUCGAGGUUUAUUCAAGAGAGGAAAAGGUGUUGAAAGGGAUUUUCAGAAGAGAGGAGGCGCAGAGGUGGAAAAUGGAGUGCAAGUGCGCGCUGGAAGGAGGGGAUGGGGAAACGGUUGCCGUUGAACGGGCGAUGGCGGAUGUCUGCGUGGCUGUAGAGGGAAACGUGGCGAUCUUAGAGAGGGUGGAAAUGUCUGCGAGGAAGAGGAAGAAGAAUAGGAGGGUGGGUUUUAAUCAGCUGGAGGAUAUUCCAGAGGAGAGAGAAGGGGAGAGUGAAUCGGACGGUAGAUAUUGCUGCAGUUGUUGGGAACCGGACAGUAGCGGUUUGGAAGGAAAGUGCGAGGCAGAUUGUGGUGGGAGGCAGGUGAGUUGGGCCUUUGAUGUGGGCAUUUGGGUGAUGUGCUUUGGGAUUGGAUACUUGGUCUCCAAAGCCUCCGCCAAAAGCUUGAGGCUCAUGAGAAUCCUAUGACAGUGUAAAUUAUAAAUUAUAAAAAAUGGAAAUGUGGUAUUGGGGCAAUUUUUCCAA
Durio zibethinus is the source of this 825-nucleotide messenger RNA. Its product is annotated as NADP-specific glutamate dehydrogenase. Lineage: Eukaryota; Viridiplantae; Streptophyta; Magnoliopsida; Malvales; Malvaceae. The record is from RefSeq and is a predicted model, not a curated record.